Molecule: messenger RNA, 1499 nt
Organism: Chenopodium quinoa (quinoa)
Lineage: Eukaryota; Viridiplantae; Streptophyta; Magnoliopsida; Caryophyllales; Amaranthaceae
Product: probable E3 ubiquitin-protein ligase RHB1A
Exons: 5
Coding region: 145-783 (212 amino acids)
Molecular function (GO): ubiquitin-protein transferase activity
Source: RefSeq, a predicted model, not a curated record
AAAUCCUCAAAAAUUUCUUUCUUAGUUCAUCACUCUCAUAACUUCUCUCUCUUUCUCUCUCCUCUUUUCUCACUCUUUUCGUCUCUUCUCCCCUCAGGGAGGAUUUGUCAUGAAGACCUAGAUUUUGAAGUACAAAAACUGGCUAUGGGUGGUUGCUGUUGCUCUUCCAGAAAGACUCAAUUGCAAGGGACACCCGUGUAUUACUAUUGCCCUCCAUCUUUGGAAGAGCAGGAUAACUUGAGAGCAUACCGUGGGACAGCCCCCGGGCUGUCAACAGGGCUUUUGGUUGGACUAAAUCUGGACACAUCGAGCCCUGAUACUUUCAGACCCCCUCCAGCACCCAUUCCUUUUAAUGUGCUUUUUGGGCGUCCCCAGACUCCAAUUCGUUCUCUAGGAUGUCAAGGACCGAAGUGUGAUGCAACGAAACAAUCAAAACCCACAUCUCUCGGAGAGAUUGCUGCCAUUGAUAGAUCUGAAAAAUUGACACCUGGUGAUCAUGUUGGGAAAUCAGAAGGAAAAACUCUUGCUGAUAUUUUGCUUGCCUCACCUACAAAGUCUGAUGUUGAAAUUACAAAAUCAUCCGAGGCUUAUGAGUUAGCCACUGAAGAAGAGGACGCCUGUCCUAUCUGUCUUGAAGAAUAUGACACAGACAACCCUAAAUUGGUUACGAAUUGUGAGCAUGAUUUUCACCUGUCAUGUCUCCUUGAGUGGAUGGAAAGAAGUGACUCCUGUCCAGUUUGUGAUAAGGAAAUGAUAUUUGAUCACCCUGAUGGUCAGAACUGAAAAAUUCCCUUGAUGAGCAGAUCUAGUUGCUUAUUCCAAAUGCUUGCUGAUCAGUAAACCAAACAUUAAGGGAGUUAUAUGCUUCAGUGAGGUCUUAGAUUCUUUUUAGCUGACUCAACUUGUGGCUUAUUAAGUUGUUCAACAUCUUCAUUCCAUUUAAAGUCUGGUUUGCUGGAGUAUCCUGGACUGAUCUUUGAUUGUAUGUAUCAGUGACUAAAAAAAGUUGACUGGUUCUUGUCAAAGAAUGUGUACAAGCUGCAGGUUAAGGAUUGUGAUAUAUUCACAAGCUGUUUGGAAGAUUUCGAAAGGGAUAAUGGUUAGCACUCGCCUUUCGGUCCAUUUAAUUGCAGCAAAUUCCAUUUCAUGUACAGAUUUUUAUUUUGGUCCGUCGCCCCUUCUUUGGUGGUGCUGUUUCAUCUCGUCCUCCAUUUAUUUUGUCCUCCCAUAUCCUCCAUUUAUAUUGUCCUCCCCCAUCCUUGCCCCGUCUUUAGUAGGUUAUGUUUUCCUUACCCAUAUUAGCUACACAGUAAAUUAGUGUGCCUGUGUACUUUAGCUUGGUGUCACAAUUUUUUCUUUUUUUUCAGGAAAACAUUUUUUAGUAAAGUCAGUGCUCAUUGUCACUGAAUUCUGGUCACUAUACAAAAAUGUCAACAGUGAGUUUGUUCUAUCUUCAUACUCCUUUCUUGCUGAAGCAGUUUUCUGGAUUUCCUUUUUCA